Messenger RNA from Rhea pennata, 2846 nucleotides. RefSeq names its product CTD small phosphatase 1 (gene CTDSP1). The record is from RefSeq and is a predicted model, not a curated record. Bases 214 to 996 code for a protein of 260 amino acids. Gene Ontology annotation, molecular function: RNA polymerase II CTD heptapeptide repeat phosphatase activity. Lineage: Eukaryota; Metazoa; Chordata; Aves; Rheiformes; Rheidae. The transcript is spliced from 7 exons.
AGCAAAAAUUGUGCAGAGGAAACUCCAUGUUGUAACAAAGUUUCCUCCGCGGCGCCGCUCCGCUCGCUCCCUCCGGCUCCCUCCGGCUCCCGCUCGCCCCCCCGCCCCCCCCCCCGGGCCGCUUUUGCCCCCCCCUCCCUCCAUCCCCCCCUCGCUCCGGGGGGGGGGCCGAGCCGGGGGGGGCCGGUGCGACCCCCCCCCCCCCGCGGGCCCAUGGACCACCCGUCCGUCAUCACCCAGGUCAGCAAGGAGGAGGCGGCCGCCCCGCUGCAGGAGAAAGGUGCCCAGAGCCCGUCAUCUGCCAAGAAGCCGCGGAGCCGCAGCAUCCUCCAGUCCCUCUUCUGCUGCCUGUGCCACGAUGACGCGGAGCCCUUCUCCGUCAACAACAACGCCCCGCUGCUGGUGGAGGAGAAUGGCACCGUGCCCAAGGCUGCCGCCAAACACCUCCUGCCCGAGAUCAAGCCGCAGGACGCCAGCAAGCUGUGCGUGGUCAUCGACCUGGACGAGACGCUGGUGCACAGCUCCUUUAAGCCGGUGAACAACGCUGACUUCAUCAUUCCUGUGGAAAUCGAUGGCAUCAUGCACCAGGUGUACGUGCUGAAGCGGCCGCAUGUGGACGAGUUCCUGCAGCGCAUGGGUGAGCUGUUCGAGUGCGUGCUCUUCACCGCCAGCCUGGCCAAGUACGCAGACCCUGUGGCCGACCUGCUGGAUAAAUGGGGAGCUUUCCGGGCCCGGCUUUUCCGGGAAUCCUGCGUCUUCCACCGGGGCAAUUACGUGAAGGACCUGAGCCGCCUGGGCCGUGACCUGCGCCGAAUCAUCAUCGUGGACAACUCACCCGCCUCCUACAUCUUCCACCCUGACAACGCUGUGCCGGUGGCCUCGUGGUUUGAUAACAUGGCAGACACGGAGCUGCUAGACCUGCUGCCCUUCUUCGAGAGGCUCAGCAAAGUGGACGACGUUUACACAGUGCUCAAGAAACACCGGACUAACAGCUAGUGUGCCCCGGGCGCCCACCCGCCCGCGCCCCUGGGCUGUCCCGGGGCUCGGCGCCGUGCCAGUGGCAGUGCCAGCAGGACGCCAGCACCAGACUCCUGCCCGCCGGGCGCUGACGGUUUUUCCUGCGCCGGGGGGGCAUCGUGGUGGCAACUGAGUGCCUUACUGGGGGGGGAUCCCGGAGUGUUCCCCCUUGUCCCUGGGCCUGCUGGGCGCGGGUGUCCCGGCCCCCAACCUGCCUGCUGGUGUUGGGAGCAGACGGGGCAGCUGUGCCCCUGCCAUGGGAACUGGGUGCCCUCUGCUUGGGUGCCCCCCCCCAAAGGGUGGCCUAUGGGUGACCCGUUGCCUUGCAGUGCUGGGGACCUGCUGGGGUGUGGGGGUUUCUGUCCACCUCCCCAGCUUUUGUCCCCUCUCCCCAAAACGGUUCUCAGGUCCUUUUCUCCUCCAUGUCCCCCAGAGUGGGGAGAGGGGGGUCAGCAACUGCUGCUUUCCACUGCCUUUUAGGGGGAUGAACCCCCCAUCUGGGUUCUGCCUGCUAGGCGGGCUGGCAGCCCUCGGCCCCUAUCCACAGGGACCCACAGUAAGGGCUAACCCCCUACCACUCCCCUCCCAAAAAGAAAAGGGGGUCCCAUUAGUCUUGGAGCAUGGGGGCCACCUCCAUACCCUUAAUUCUGCCCUUGUGCAGCUGAUCACCUCUGGAGGGGGCAACAUCUGUACCCCUUCCUCGUGCCUUCCAGUGCCCCCCACUCCAGGGGCAAGUUUUGGGGGGCGGCCCAGCCUCAGGGCUAACCCCCUGGCUGUAAAUGCCCCCCAGUGUGCCUUGGGACGCUGAGUCUCCACGACUCCCCUGCAGUCCUACAAGGGCUGUGCCAAGAGGGAUCCUUAAAUCCGCCCCCUCCAGCCUCAAUUUAUUUCUGAGGGGGGAGGUUGGCUGCCUCCCCCAGCUCCCACUAAUGCUGUGUUAAUGGGAGCCCUCCAUGUCCCUAAUGAGGGUGUCCCCUGCCCUGCCGUGGGGGGGACACCCCAAUACAAGCCUUAGUGUGCCCUCCCCAAUCUCCUCCCCAGCCUUACACCAGCCCUGGCCCCCCUUCCAGCAGCCUGGGCUCACCCCUGUGGGGCUGAGCCCUUACCAGGGUGCCCCCUAGUUUUGGGGGCUGGGGCUCUCAGGGAAGGGAUUUUUGGGGGGGGGCUGAGUUCAGCCAGGUGCAUUUUAGAUACAGACAGUGUCUCUAUAUUUUUAGGGGGAAAAACAACGGUUUCCUGAAAAGUCACAGGUGCCUUUUUACCGCUGUGCCAGGGAGAGAGGAGGGCAGUGCGGCGGGGGGGGGGGGGUUGGUUGGCCGAGGGGGGUUUUAGCUCUGUUGCUGUCUGCCCAGCUCCCGCGGGUGCUGCCCUUCUCCAAACGCUGGGUGCUGGGCCAGCCGCCCCUGCGCAGGGUAGGCAGGGUCCCCCCCGGGGCCUGCCCGUGCCCCCUGCCUCAGCGCCCUGCCCCACGGCCGGGGGCUUGGGGAAGCGGGUGCUGCGGAGCAUCUGUCCCCGGCGACCCCCUCCUGCCUCAGGCCUCGUCCUGCCCCUCCAGGAGGGUCGAACUCAGCACUUUAUUAGACAAGUCAAACGGCACCAGCAGAGCCCGGUGCCCACCCGGGGCCUGGCAAGCACCUACAGGUGCCAUGGCACCCAGGGUGGGGGGUGCCUGAGGGUGUCCCGGCACCGGGUAGCGUUUCGAGAGGGUGGCCAGGUGGUUGUGGUGCCCGGUGGGCGUGUGGCACCGGGGCAGGUGGGGGGCCGGAGAGGGCUGGGGGACCAGAUCAACGUGCCUUUGUGUGAUUAAAGCUGUCCCACCGCCUCGGAAA